Penicillium olsonii is the source of this 2433-nucleotide messenger RNA. The record is from the annotation of a GenBank genome assembly. Lineage: Eukaryota; Fungi; Ascomycota; Eurotiomycetes; Eurotiales; Aspergillaceae.
AUGGACUGGACGCAUACAUACAUUGCCGGCACGGCCGUGCUGGUCUUCGCCCUCGUGGGCCUGGUACUCCUGAUCGGGUCGCAGCAAGUCAAGAUCGCGAAUACUCGUGCGGGGCCUUAUUUGAAGUUUAUUUGGGCCAAUUUCAUCAAGCCGCAUGACAAGCAAGCUGGGGGACAGCAGGAUGCGUUGGAGAGCUUCUACAAGACACAGGCUGCGGUUUACGAUGCGACCCGUCGUCGAUUGCUCUGUGGUCGAGAGGAUAUGCUGGGACUCGUGGGCGCGCAGCUGAAACACAAGAUCGAGAACAAGCAGAUCAAGGCCGGCAAGGCUGUCUGGGUGGAUGCAAUGGCCGCUUUCCUUCCCGUCGAUAAGUUCUUCAAGCACGUGUACCUGGUCGAUCUGUCGCCCUCCCUUUGCGAAGUGGCCCGGAACCGCUUUGAACGAUUGGGAUGGAAGAAUGUCACAGUCCUUUGCCAAGAUGCACGUUCCUUUACGCUCCCAGAGAGCAUGGAUCCUCGGUCUACAAGUCUAGUCAAUGGCGGCGUGGACCUGAUCACCAUGAGCUACAGCUUAUCGAUGAUUCCAGACUACUACAGCGUUGUGGACUCACUGACCUCUCGCCUGAAGUCGACUGGACUGCUGGGUGUAUGUGAUUUCUAUGUACAAAGCAUUGUCGACGUGUCAUGCCGCAACUACACCGGUGGUGCUUUCAACCGUCAUGUGAACUGGCUCGGACGCAUGUUCUGGAGAGCCUGGUUCGACUUCGAUCGGGUCAGCUUGGAGGCAGCCCGCCGGGACUACUUGGAGUACAAAUUUGGAACUGUCAUCUCAGCCAGUGAGCGAAACUACCUUCUAGGUGGCAUUCCUUACUACAUUUUCGUUGGAUGUCCCAAGGAAGUUGGCUCAACGCCCUCCAGCCAAUCCAUCGAGAAGUUGGAUGCGUCCUUCACCGAGUCUCCAUACCUGUUGCCCGCCAACCAUAUGCAAGAGAUGGACAACGCAGUUGUGAAGAGCUCCCAGGAGAUCCGAUCGAAGGCGUAUGAAUCAGCAGUCGUCAAUCUGAGUGCUAACCUUCCACUCCCCUCGUCAUUCUACCAGAACCACCACUAUCGCAUUCAUUACAACGACAUGCUGCCCAAGCACACCCAGUUCCAAAACGAAUACAUCUAUGCUUUCACCUGGGAGGAUCCCAGGGUGGACCACCAGCUGCUGAACAUCAAUAAAGACGAUGUGAUUUUAGCUAUCACCAGUGCUGGUGACAAUAUUCUGGACUAUCUCCAAAAGAACCCCCGUCGAGUCCAUGCCGUCGACCUGAACCCCAACCAGAACCAUCUCCUCGAGCUCAAGGUCGCAUGCUACUCCGCCCUGGGCCACCGUGACAUGUGGAAGAUCUUCGGCGAUGGAAAGCACGCCCAGUUCCGUGAACUGCUCAUCUCCAAGCUCAGCCCUCACUUGUCAAGUCAGGCUUUCCAGUACUGGCUAGAGCACACCCAAACCUUCACAUCGACUUCCGGUCACGGGCUCUACGAGACCGGCGGCUCCCGCCAUGCCAUCCGUAUGGUUCGCUGGCUUUUCAACAUCUUCGGGCUCCAGGGUGAGGUCCGCAAGUUGUGCGAAGCGCAGAGUUUGGCCGAACAGCGUGAGAUCUGGCCUCGUAUUCGUCGCGUCUUGUUAAGUCGGCCCCUGAACUGGGCUAUUGUGAGCACUGAGUGGUUUGCCUGGAAGGCUGCCGGUGUGCCGCGCAAUCAGCGAAACAUGAUUGUCGACGACUAUUUCCGUCGCAACGGGCUGACUGAGGGAAUGAAAGCGGGUAAGGAUGUCAGUGGCCAGUCGAUCUGGGAAUAUGUUGUCAACACUCUGGAUCCGGUUAUCAAAGAUACCAUGAUCAGCAACGACAACUAUUUCUACUACCUUUGUGUUCAAGGGAAAUUCUCCAGGAGAUGCCACCCAUCUUAUCUCUCACCACAGGCUCAUGUCAAGCUCUCGACUCCAGGUGCAUUCGAUGGUCUUCGUAUCCAUACCGAUGAGAUCAACGAAGUCAUCAACCGCAUCACCCCCGGUACCCUCACGAUCGCCGUGGUUAUGGACUCAAUGGACUGGUUCGAUCCUGAAGAAGACUCAGCGCCCGCUCAAGCCCGAACCUUCAACCACGCCCUGAAGAAGGGUGGUCGCAUCCUCCUCCGCUCUGCUAGCAUCGACCCCUGGUACAUCAAGCACUUUGAGGAGAACGGCUUCACUGCUAGUCGCGUCGGAGCCCGAUUCCCCGGCACAUGUAUUGAUCGUGUCAAUAUGUAUGCCUCCACGUGGAUCUGCACGAAAACCAAAGAGAUCUUCCAAAGCAACGUUGAUCGCAAGAUGUCGACCCUCGCUCUGCCUGAUAGUGCCAUUCCCACGGCCAAAAGGGCAGGCAGUGUCGAAGAUCUGCAGAUUUGA